Molecule: messenger RNA, 2489 nt
Organism: Bradysia coprophila
Lineage: Eukaryota; Metazoa; Arthropoda; Insecta; Diptera; Sciaridae
Source: RefSeq, a predicted model, not a curated record
UAAUAUGUUAUUCAGUUGAAUCGCGUCCGUAGAGACAAAACAAAGAACAUGUUCUGCCAAAUAAUGUGUCGUUGCUGGUCAGUGAAUUAGAUACGUGAAAAAUCUCAAUUAUUGUAUUAUCAAGCGAUUUUCUCUGUAUCAACUGUUGAACUUAUUAACACGUGUGUGAUUGACUGAAUGUAAAUUGGUAAUUUUUUUGAAUUUUUCGUGACGAACCAAACUGUGACUAAAGAAAGUUGUGAACCUGGGAAUGUUAAGUGCUAACAAGUGAAUAUCCCCAAUGUGUAGAUAUUAAUGAUCCACCGACCUACAGUACAAUAAUGGUGAUGUGACUAUGUCUUAUUGAGUUUAUCUGCAUAAGGAAAUUCAGUGAUAAAGAUCACAUUUCGGUCAAAGUCGUUAAACAUCAUAAAGCAUACACGCGAGUUGCAUUACUUUAAGACGACACAUUUAUAUAGUUACCAUGGAACGAGUGGCGUCAAUAACACAAUCAUCGAGUCGUGAUUCCGUCGAGAAAAAUCAUGAACUGGAAUUUCAAGAUGAAGAAGAAAUUUGCACUGACGACACCAAAACUAUUUGCACAGAAAAUCAAAUUAAUGAUUUGAUUAUUGCUUCGGAAGUAAAUAAAAUGUUAUUGGCUAGGAACUAUUGGCCUAUUGGCGUCAUAAUUCGUUUAGUCUUGCCACUAGUCAAAGGUGUAGCUCGAGGAUGGAUACGAGGAUGGCAAGAAAUUCGCGGUACAAAUGCGUUGCGACUAUUAAAAAAUGUUCGCCCUAGUCGUCAGUUGUUAACCAAUUUGUUUGCCUUUACCGCAAACAGUUUGUCUCUCGGUCUAUCAAGUGUGCAAGUUGUGUAUAAAAUCGACCCAUUGCUCAAGAUGAUAAAGUUAAGGAACAGACAAACAGUCCCAAAAAUCAGUAUACCACACCAAGUAGUUCAACAGUCGGACAAUGUCCCCGAAAAAUGUGUUUCCUUGAAUAUUUUGGCACAACCAGAAAGUGGUCCAAUCAGGGCGGAUGUAAUUUUUAUUCAUGGAUUGCACGGUUCCUUAGUAAACACAUGGAAACAGGGCUUAUGGAAUAGCCAAGGACGUCGCGUUAGACGUGAAUUUAAACGCCCACCGAAACCACCAAUUCGUCCUCCAAAACGACAACGCCAUUCGAGAUCAUCGUUAUUCGAUUCACCGCACAGUUCGAAACGAAGACGUUUCUGUGCGAGCAACAGCAUGGAUAGUGACAUUGCCGAUUCUACGGAGCGUCCUAUAUUAGAGCGUGACUGCUCUAUUGAUUAUUCCUAUGAUUGCGAUAAUACUAACGACGACACGGUGGUUAGUUAUUUAGAAGAAAUUGAAUACAAUUUCUCAACAUUUCGAAUGAGAAUGGAUGACAUGGACGAGGACAAAUCUGUACCUGAUAAUGACGAAGAAACAAUACGAAAUGAACAACUUCCUCCACAUACAAACAGCUCUUAUUCGAAAUGUUGGCCUGGUGACUGGCUGCCAUUGGACUGCCCUGGAGUCAGGGUAAUUUCGUUAAAUUACACAACCGAUCCGUAUUUGUGGCGACCGGUGUGGAUUAAAAAGAGAAUUCGAUCAUCGCUUGCGGAACGGUCGAGGGAAAUGAUGAAAAUGUUAACUGAGAUUGGUGUUGGCAGUGGACAUCCUAUUGUUUGGGUGGGUCACUCGAAAGGUGGGAUUUUUAUCAAGCAAAUGAUCGUUGACGCUUGGGAGUGCGGAAAAGCAGUAAUGGCACCAAUCUGGCAACAAUCGCGAGGAAUUUUGUUUUAUUCCGUUCCACAUAGAGGAUCCCCGUUAGCCGAUUUUAACUUGCCAUUACUCAGGCAAUCGAUAGAACUAACAGAGAUCAAGAAAAAUUGCACUGGACUCUUAGAAUUACAUCGACGGUUUGUGGCACUGUACAGAAGCGGCCAGUUAAAGUUGGAUGUUUUUAGUUUUGUCGAAACAGCUUUAACACUAAUGUCCGUCAUGUAUCUGAGAAUAGUCGGCAUUGAUUCGGCAGAUCCCGGUAUAGGCGAAGUAUGUGGAGUUCAUCUAGAUCAUCGAGAAAUUUGUAAGCCGACAAGUAGGGAAUGUAUAUUGUAUACUAAAUUAACCAAAAUGAUAAACAAAGUUAGCUAAUGCAAGUCAAUAAUGAAACCUAUGUGAUAAAUCAAUUUAUGAAUAAUACGCUCUGGGCUUAGCGGGAUACAGGACAAAAUAUAUCUUUAAGAUAUUUUAGUUUUACUACUAGAACAAAAAAUAUAUUUUUUACUGUACUAGAUUCAAUGAAAUGUAUAACAAAGUUAGAAUUAUACCAAAAAACAGAAACAGUUUUUUUACAAGCUCAAAAACUGUACAGCUUAAUUCGUAGUUAAUAUUUUUAUUUAGAUUAAAAAUUAACGGUCUUGUUGUGAAACUGUAUAAAAGAAAUAGAGACGUGAUGCAACAGGGGAUGCUGUAAUUUCAUUAAAAAAAAAACGUUCAAAAGAGA